AUGAACACCCUGCGCACCUUCAUGCUGAUGGCCGCCAUGACGGCGCUGUUCGUCGGUCUGGGCUAUCUGCUCGGCGGCCAGGCCGGCCUGCUGAUCGCCUUCGGCCUGGCCGCGGCGAUGAACCUCUUCGCCUACUGGAACAGCGACAAGAUGCUGCUGCGCAUGUACGGCGCGCGGCAGGUCGACGCCCAGUCGGCGCCGACCCUCUACCGGCUGGUCGAGCAGCUCGCCGCCAAUGCCGAGCUGCCGAUGCCGAAGGUCUUCAUCAUCGAGAACGCCCAGCCGAAUGCCUUCGCCACCGGGCGUAACCCGCAGAAUGCGGCGGUGGCCGCGACCACCGGCCUGCUGCGCAGCCUCUCCAGCGAGGAGGUGGCGGGGGUGAUGGCGCACGAGCUGGCGCACAUCAAGAACCGCGACACGCUGAUCAUGACGAUCACCGCGACCCUGGCCGGCGCCAUCUCGAUGCUGGCCAACUUCGCGCUCUUCUUCGGCGGCAACCGCGACAAUCCGCUGGGGCUGGUCGGCACGCUGGCGAUGAUGAUCCUGGCGCCGAUGGCCGCCGCGCUGGUGCAGAUGGCGAUCAGCCGCGCGCGCGAGUACGAGGCCGACCGCGUCGGCGCCGAGAUUUCCGGCCGGCCGCUGUGGCUGGCGGGCGCGCUGGACAAGAUCCAGACCGCCGCGCAGCGGAUCGACAACCAGGCGGCCGAGCGACACCCGGCGACCGCGCACCUCUUCAUCAUCAACCCGCUGCACGCCCACGCCGUCGACAGCCUCUUCUCGACCCAUCCCAAGACCGCCAACCGCAUCGCCAAGCUGCGCGCCCUGGCCGCCGGCAUGGGCCAGGCGCGCACGCAGGCCGGCGCGCUGCGCCGCGUCGGCGUCGAGAUCGAGUUCGACGGGCUCGACUGCGCCGAGACCGGCGGCCUGCUGCGCCGGCUGUUCGGUGGCCGCAUCGUCUGGCACGACCCCUACCGCCUGGAGCUGCUCGACUCCGCGCUCGGCCGCUUCCUGGUCGAGCUGGACAUGUCGCUGGCCCAUCCGGAAAAGCCGGACGAGCGCCGCCGGCGCGACGAGUGGGACGACUUCAUCGCCGAGCUGGAGGCCGACCUGGCCGAGACCGUGGGCGACCUGGGCUCCUUGUGGAUGCCGGUGGAGAUCGUCGCGCCGCCGAUCGCCUGGAGCGAGCUGGGCGCGCUCGACCGCCUGGUCGAGAGCCUGCGACAGUCCGGCGCCGGCGGCACGCGCAGCGGCCUGCUCUCGGCCUACGGCACCCAGCUCAAUCCCGAGAUCGCCAGCAGCGAGACCGGUGAGCUGCUGGCCACCCUGCGGGCCUUCCUGCUGCUCUCCGACUGGCUGCGCGAGGAGAUCGGCGUCGACCUGCGACGCCGCUUCACGCCCUUCAUCGACCCCUUUCCCAACGCCUACCGCGAGCUGGUGCUCGAUCCGGCCUACGCCCCCGACCGGCACCGGCUGAUCGACGACUACCUGGCCCACAACCCGACCCGCAACCGCGAGCUGGACCUGCUGCCGCUCUUCGCCUUUCUGGAGCCCGAGCGGGUGCGCGCGCGCCUGCCGCGCGAGAAGAUCCACGCCCGGCCGACCUUCCACUACCGCCUGCCGGACACCCGCCUGGACCUGCCGGACUGGUCGGUCGGCCUGGAGUGGGAGCGCUGGGUGACGGUCGAGCGCCUGGCCGCCGACCCGGACCGCCUGGGCCGCGGCAUGGAGCUGUUCCGCCGCCACCGCGGUGGCCGACGGCUCCGUCGCGCGCUCCGGGCCGCCCGGCUCCGCCGCGCGGCGAUGAGCCGGCGCCCGCUGAUCGGCGUGACACUGUCGCGCCGCGGCAGUCUGGGCAUGUGGCUGUUCAACGCCGCCGCGGUGCUACGCGCCGGCGGCUGGCCGCGCCGCAUCCAGCCCGACGCCGCCCAGCCGCUGGCCGCGCUGGACGGCCUGGUGGUCGGCGGCGGCGACGACAUCGCCCCGACGCUCUACGGCGGCGAGCUGGACCCGGCGAUCCGCCUCGACCCGGAGCGCGACGCGCUGGAGCUGCGUGCGCUGGACUUCGCCAUGACCCGCGGCUGGCCGGUGCUGGGCAUCUGCCGCGGCGCGCAGAUGCUCAACGUCGCGCUGGGCGGCACGCUGCACGCCGACAUCCACGCGGUCUACGCCGACGCCAAGCGGCUGCGCACGACCCUGCCGCGCAAGACCGUGAGCAUCCGCCCGCACAGCCGCCUGCACGAGAUCCUGCGGCGCGAGCGGGCGCGGGUGAACGCCCUGCAUCACCAGGCGGUCGACCGCCUGGGCGAGGGGCUGACGGUGGUGGCGCGCGACCGCGCCGGCGUGAUCCAGGCGAUCGAGGGCCGCCGCGACGGCCUGCUGCUCGGCGUGCAGUGGCAUCCGGAGUUCCUGAUCCACGACCGCGGCCAGAUGCGCCUCUACCGGCAUCUGGUGCGCCGCGCUUGA
Molecule: messenger RNA, 2463 nt
Organism: Symbiodinium necroappetens
Lineage: Eukaryota; Dinophyceae; Suessiales; Symbiodiniaceae
Source: the annotation of a GenBank genome assembly